AUGUGGGCUCAACAAUCACAAUCUUACAUCGAGAUUCAGACUCUACAUCUGAGCCUGCGAAAACCACGUCGGCAUCUACGACCAUUUCUAAAGCCGUCUCUCACUCUACGUCGCAAACAUCCUUUCCGGUUUCCCAGAGCGCUACGGCGACAUCUGAACCGGAUUCGGCCACUAAACAUGGGCCCAGCACGGUUUCUAAUUGCUGGCAUUGGCAUCGGUGCCGGUGUUAUAGCAUUAUUUAUUGCUACCAUGGCUUUCUGGUGGUUCUGGAGACGCCGAAGAAACAAACCUGAUAAUCCUGGCAUCACGGAGACUCCAUCCAGAAAACAGCAAUAUCUUUGCAACAUCAGCACCAGUGGGGCAAAGCAGCCAUAUGAGCUUCACUCUGAUUCUCGAUACGUCUAUCCGUUAGAGCUGGACAAUACUCAAGCUAGAGCUAGCAAAUAUAUGGCAGAAAUGCCCGGUUGA
Molecule: messenger RNA, 468 nt
Organism: Talaromyces rugulosus
Lineage: Eukaryota; Fungi; Ascomycota; Eurotiomycetes; Eurotiales; Trichocomaceae
Exons: 1
Coding region: 1-468 (155 amino acids)
Source: RefSeq, a predicted model, not a curated record